AUGGCGAAACUAACUCUAGAGCUCAAAAUCAAUUCCGCAAAUAGCCUUCUGAAUGUCAAUUUCAUCACAAAGAUGGACGUUUACGCCAAAAUCAACAUUCGUGACGAAAACACCCAGAAGAAACAAAAGGCGAAAACUAUUGUCGAUCGCUCUGGUGGGUCUAACCCGAUUUGGAAUCAAGCUCUCAAAUUUUCCGUCAACGAGAGGUUAGUCCGUGAUGGUCGUUUGACACUUGUCAUGAGAUUAAUUUCUCGUCGAAUCCUAGGCAACAAAGAAAUCGGAAGAGUUGGCAUUCCGUUACUUGAGCUUCUGAAUUCAAUCUCGCCGCCAAUUAGCAGUGGCAGUAACAAUCAGGAGAUGAAACUGAUGAAUCGUGAGGUGAGAACUCUGUCUGGAAAACAAGCAGGAUUUUUGAACUUUCAGUACAAGUUUAAAUCGGAUUCACCAGUGAUGGUUAAUCAAAAUUCGGAAGAUGAGACACCAGCUGAUCCUCCAUCACCGCAAAUGGAGCAUCUACCUUUGGCUCCACCAGAAGUGUCGAUUGAGUUUCCUAGGCUGCCUGAGCCACCAAGUCAUCCUUCAUCACCGCAAAUGGAGCAUCUACCUUUGGCUCCACCAGAAGUGCCGAUUGAGUUUCCUAGGCUGCCUGAGCCACCAAGCCCGGAGCAAGCCAUUGAUCAUUUCAACUACAUACCACCAUCACCGAGCCUCCAAGGAUAUGAACCGUACGGUUAUAGACUGCAGACACCAGAAGACUCACUACCGCCGGCACCACCGUCGUCACCAACAGGAUAUGGAAAUGGAAGGUGGAUGUAA
Molecule: messenger RNA, 816 nt
Organism: Camelina sativa (false flax)
Lineage: Eukaryota; Viridiplantae; Streptophyta; Magnoliopsida; Brassicales; Brassicaceae
Source: RefSeq, a predicted model, not a curated record